Molecule: messenger RNA, 2600 nt
Organism: Nymphalis io (European peacock)
Lineage: Eukaryota; Metazoa; Arthropoda; Insecta; Lepidoptera; Nymphalidae
Gene: swi2
Product: protein singed wings 2
Exons: 9
Coding region: 208-1614 (468 amino acids)
Molecular function (GO): protein binding
Source: RefSeq, a predicted model, not a curated record
GCGCUCUACGCCAUCGUAGCACACGCGAAAAUUAUUAUAUGUUAUUUCGACUUCCAAAGAUUUUUUUGAAUAUUUUUAUUAUACUUUUGAUUUUGCAUGAAAUCAUAAUAUCGAAAAUUUAAAAAUUCUGUUACGGAAUCGUAGCCAAUUAUAAAAUUUUCGCGUCAAAUAUUUUGUUUCUAUUUAUCAGUGCGGAUAGAUAAGGAAAUGUCGCUGACGGUAUUCAAGUCAUUUCUACUACUGAGUCUUGUGAAGAAUUCGAUUUCGGGUGAAAAAGGACGUCAAAAUACAACAAGUCGCUUAGAAACAUCUUGUUCGCUAUCGGAUUAUGCAGAUAAGGCGUAUUGUGAGCGAUCUAAUGAAACGCUGACCUGCACUAAUGGCUUUACAAAAAUCUGGCUAGUAAAUGUAAGAUACGAUAUAUCUCAUUUAUCGGUAUUGGAAUGGCCUGGAGAAUGUUUCAAUAUAGGUCGUCUUCAAAAACAUUUUCCUCGACUAAGGUUGUUGGAUAUUACUAAUAGCACAAGCCUCAAACAUUUCAAAGGUCAUUUCGACGCUCAAAGCAAAAUUGAGAAAAUAUCGAUACAUAAUUCAACAUCACUGUGGGAGGUACCCGCGGCUGUCGUGGAAAAUAUGACGCAGUUAAGAGAAUUAGAUUUCCGAAACAAUAUGCUGAGGCACAUGAAAGCAAAUCUCUUACGAGGGCCACCAAAGUUGCAAGCGGCUUAUCUUGCUGAAAACAAAUGGGAUUGCAGCGAUGGCGGUUUGGAUUGGCUGGCUAUGGAGAAUAAAAAUGGAUCAGUUAGGAGAAUAAUGGUAGAUUAUUAUGAACUGGUUUGUCACCAACAGCUGUAUAGAGGAAAACCACUGUACAAAGUCAUGAAUAUUAUUCGAAUGGUACGAGAGACUUGCCCGGAGCCUUGUGCAUGCGCAAUGACCCACGUAGUCUCUGAUCGUCAAGGGACAGUGAUUCCAUUGAUCACUGUAGACUGUUCAAAGAGAAAUCUAGAAAAUCCUCCACCGUCUUUACCUCCCAGUACAACAACACUUCGUCUGGAAGGAAAUAAGUUAAGCAGUAUUCGACAGCUGGUCCAGAAUCCUCAGUAUCAAAAGCUAGUGGACUUAUAUCUUGACAACAACAGUAUUCAAACCGUUAAAGAACUAGAGGGAUCUGAGUGGUUUACAACUUUUAGAGUAUUAAGUCUUCGGGGGAACAUGUUGAAACAGAUACCAGUGUACGCCUUUGACAAAGCCUUUCAAGGGAACAACAAUAUAAUGCAUGUGUUUUUAGGGCACAAUCCAUGGCGAUGCGAUUGCCACUUCAUACCGAGAUUCCAAGGAUUGCUCUUGAAAUAUAAAAGAGUGAUACGGGACUUAACAGACAUUAGAUGUGCAAAAUCAGACGACAAAUCUAUUUCUUUUGUCCAGAUAAGUACAAUGUCACUAGGCAACGUGUGCAGAAACAAUGACAUGAAAAUGCCGAUAAGUACGAUUAAUAUUGUAAACUUGAUCCUUUUAGCGCUUAUAACGUCUGUUAUUGGCAAAUUCUUAUACGAUUGGCACCGGUUUAGGACUACGGGGGAAUUACCUUGGAUAUCUGCAGUUAUGCCGUAAUCAUUGGCGUAUUUAGGGUUUUUUUUUCAGGGGGGGGGGGUCCCUUUACUACGAAAAAAAAUCGAACUAUGACAGUUUGGAAGUUCGGUUUCUUUUCGUAUUUUGAUAUUUAAUCUACGGGGGUUAUGUUAAAACAUGAAAUGAAUGGUAUGUAUCCGUACCUUGCCUAUAUUCAAAAGUAACUAAACGGAAUGUACUGUAUAAUAAGUAAUAAAAACUAAGUAUGUACAUUUCAUUUUAAUGAUUUUUGUUUGAAGUUUCUUAGGUGUCCAGCCUAGAAUUAUGAAUCGGUAACCCAACAUCCUGGGGCACUAGACCAUACUGAAGUGGGCACGGCCCACCCGGCCUCCUUCUAUAUACGCCUAUGACCGUAAUAAUAGCAUACUUAAUAGGCUGCAGAGAUACAUAUGUACAUAGUUCACGGUAAUUAUUUGUUAAUACACAUAAUGAUAUUAUGUGCCAUAUAGCUAGAAAAGUCAAUUGUUACCGAGAAAUUACGCCACUCCUAUACAUAUAAAUUCUACAAAUGACAUCAUAUUAUUCACUGGUGGUAGGGCUUUGUGCAAGCUCGUCUGGAUUGGUACCACCCACUCAACAGAUAUUCUACCGCAAAACGGCAGUACUUGGUAUUGUUGUGUUUCGGUUUAAAGGGUGAGUGCGCCAAUGUAAUUACAGGCCCAAGGGACAUAACAUCUUAGUUCCCAAGGUUGGUGGUGCAAUGGCGAUGUAAGCAAUGGUUAACAUUUCUUAAAAUGCCAAUGUCAAUGAGUGUUAUUGACCACUUAGGUGGCACGUAAGCUCGUCCGCCUACCUAUACUAUAAAAAAAAUGUCAAAGUUGUAAUUUUUUUUAACCCCUAAUUGGAAUGUGCUUUAGUAAUAUUAUAAUGCUUUAUUAUGCUUAAAAUUGUAAAAUCAAUACACAAAAACAAAACAAAAACACUGAUUUCGCGUGUUUAACUAAAUAUGCGCUAGGCAACCUUUUUAA